UCGUAAUCAGUCCGCUUCGCGAGUCAGUAAAUUUCGGUCUACCUUUUUUGGUAUUCGGUUUUAGGUUUUCGGUUAUAACGGUUCUCGGACUCUCAGCCAAUUUCGGUGGGUUGGUCAGUUGGCCCGCGGACCGUGCGACGAGUGCAUUCCCAAAAUGAUGUCUGCCUGGAGUAUCUUUAUCGGAUCAUGCUGCCUUCUGGCACUAAUGAUCCAUCCAGUCCAGCCGAAUCCCAUUGUUCCCCGUGCGGAUGUGGCCACCGAGUUCAUUAUCCUACAUAAUAACGACAUGCACGCCCGAUUUGAGCAGACGAGUGUGACCAGUGGCACCUGCUCCCAGGAGGAUGCCAACACGAAUCAGUGCUACGGAGGAUUCGCCAGGGUAGCCUAUGAAGUUCGCAAAUAUCGCAAGGAGGCGCAGGAGGGCGGAACCCCUGUGUUCUAUCUGAAUGCAGGUGACACCUACACCGGAACAGCUUGGUUUACCGUCUACAAGGACAAGAUCGCCAGUGCUUUUCUUAACAAGCUAUCACCGGAUGCUAUUUCCCUGGGUAACCAUGAGUUCGACCAGAAUGUUGAGGGUCUGGUGCCCUUCCUCAAUGCCGUGGAGUUCCCUGUUUUGGCCUGUAAUCUGAACCUUACCGAUGUACCCGAAAUGGCCGCUGCCAAACAGCUAGCCAACUCCACGAUCCUGGAAACGAAUGGCGUGAAGAUUGGUGUGAUUGGUUAUCUCACACCUGAUACCAAGGUGCUGGCAUUCCGUAACAAAGUGGAGUACGAGGAGGAGAUCGUUUCCAUUAAUGCUGAGGCUGAGAGACUGAAAGCUCAGGGCAUCAAUAUCAUCAUCGCCUUGGGCCACUCUGGCUACCAAAAGGAUCAGGAAAUAGCUUUGAACUGUCCGGAGGUUGAUAUCGUUAUUGGUGGUCACUCUCACACAUUCUUGGAUGCCAAUCAACCGGUGGCUGAUCCCACGGACUCCGACCCGGAGGCUGUCCGAGGUCCUUAUCCCACCACAGUGGUCCAGGCUAGUGGCAAAAAAGUUCCAGUUGUCCAGGCUUAUGCUUAUACAAAGUAUCUGGGCAAGAUCCAUGUUCAGUUCGAUGCCGAGGGCAAUCUGAUUGAGUUUGAUGGUGCUCCCAUCCUGCUUAAUGCCUCUGUGGAUCAGGAACAGGAUCUCCUUGAUUUGCUAGAGGAAUACCGCCCCCAACUAGAGGAGUUGGAGAAAACGAUCUUGGGCUACACCAAGGUGUUCCUCGAGGGCGGCAACAUAUGUCGAUUGAGGGAGUGCAACCUUGGAAACAUGAUAACAGAUGCCAUGAUCUAUUCCCGUGUCACGGAGAACAAGGGUGGAGAAUUCUGGACGGAUGCACCGAUUGCCUUUAUGCAGGGAGGAGGAAUUCGAGCCUCCGUUGAAAAGCAAGCCGAUGGAGCCAUCAAUGGAGCCACUUUGCUGACAGUUCUUCCUUUCGAGAAUAAUCUGUUUAUAACCAAGAUUUUGGGAACGACCCUUCUGGCAGCCUUGGAGCAUUCAGCUGCUGUAAGGUUGCAGGACUCGAACGGUGGAUUCCUGCAGAUGUCCGGAUUGCGUGUGGAGUACAACUACAACAACGAGCAGGGCAAACGGGUGGUUUCCGCUCAAGCUCUGUGCUCCAAUUGCUCUGUUCCCACGUACAAAAGCAUCAAUGAGACGGCCUUUUACUUCGUGAUCGUUCCACAGUUCCUGCUGGAAGGCGGCGAUGGCUAUGAUCUGGUCGAGGAAUCGGAUCCCUAUAGUGAAGAUCUCGGCCGAAACGAUCUCAAUGCCACGAUGGAGUACCUGAAGCAGCGCCAUUUCGUCUAUCCUGAGAUCGAAGAGAGGAUUGUGAUCCAUGAGAAGACUGAUACCGGCUCGGCGUCCGGUAUUGUGGCUUCCGUCACGCUGCUCCUGGUCUCUUCCCUGUUAACUAGAUUCUUCUACGCUGCAGCAGAACAUGCGACGGCGCCGGCAACUACGACCGCAAAAAGCGAGGAGAAGUCAAUGGAGUCGUGCCGGUUCACUGGGAUCUUAGUGAUUCUCCUGAUUCACUGGACUCAAGCCAAUCCUAUAUUAACUAAUCCCAAAGUGGCCACGGAGUUUAUCAUCCUGCACAAUAAUGAUAUGCAUGCCCGAUUUGAACAGACGAGUGUGAAUAGUGGCACAUGUUCUCCAGAAGAUGCACAUACCAAUAGAUGCUAUGGAGGUUUCGCCAGGGUGGCUUAUGAAGUUCGAAAGUAUCGCAAGGAGGCGAAGGAGGGUGGAACUUCCGUAUUGUACUUAAAUGCUGGUGACACCUACACAGGCACAGCUUGGUUUACUAUCUUUAAGGACAAAAUUGCCAGUGCUUUCCUCAACAAAUUGGAACCAGAUGCCAUAUCCCUGGGUAAUCACGAGUUUGAUGAGAGGGUAGAGGGUCUGAUACCAUUUCUCAACGAGGUCAACUUCCCUGUUUUGGCAAGUAAUCUGGAUCUUAGCAAGGUUCCCCAACUUAAGGCCACCAAGCACUUGGCCAAUUCUACCGUUCUAGAGGCUAAUGGCACUAAGAUCGGAGUCAUUGGUUAUCUCACUCCGGACACGAAAAAACUUACCCUCAAUAUGGAUGUGGAGUUUAACGAGGAAGUUGAGUCCAUCAAUGCUGAGGCCAAGAAAUUGAAGGCGCAGGGCAUCAAAAUCAUCAUCGCUCUAGGUCACUCUGGUUAUGCAAAGGAUCAGGAAAUAGCAAAGAACUGUCCGGAGGUGGAUCUAGUGAUUGGUGGCCAUACGAACACAUUCCUCUACAAUGGUGCCCAGCCGGAUUCGGAACACAUAGAUGGUCCCUAUCCGACGUUGGUCAAGCAAAAGAGCGGCAAGGAGGUUCCGGUGGUGCAGGCCUAUGCAUAUACCAAAUAUUUGGGAAAACUUCAUGUGCAGUUUGAUGCCGAAGGUAACCUUAUUAAGUGGGAUGGUGCUCCUAUCCUGCUCAAUGCUUCAGUGUCUCAGGAGCAGGAUCUCCUGGAUCUGCUGGAGGUCUAUCGCCCGAAUGUCACUAGACUGGAGAAGGCAGUCGUCGGACACUCGAAGGUUUAUCUGGAGGGUCGCAAGGAGGUUUGCCGGGCAGCGGAAUGCAACCUUGGCAAUCUGAUAACCGAUGCGAUGGUGUACAGUCGCCUUAUGGAGGAGCAAGGCGGCGAUUUCUGGACCGAUGCUCCCAUUUCUAUAAUGCAGGGAGGAGGCAUCCGUAGUUCUAUUGAAAAGCGAUCAGAUGGCUCCAUCACCGACAGCGAUAUCCUUUCCGUACUGCCCUGGAGUAAUAAUCUCUAUAUGACGCCGAUGUCAGGAAAAACUCUCCGCCGAGCUUUGGAACACGGAGCUGCCUUGAGGGGCAAGGAUUCGGACGGUGGUUUUCUGCAGGUGUCUGGCAUCCAAGUGGUGUUUAAUCCUAAGAAACCUGAGGGUCAGCGCGUGGUCUCUGUUAAGGUUCGAUGUGGUGCUUGUCUAGUGCCCACCUAUGGUGAUCUGAAUGAUACAGCUACCUACAAUGUUGUUCUGGGAGAGUUCUUGUUGGAUGGUGGAGAUGGACAUACAUUUAGGGAUCCAGCAUAUAAGCCGCAGCGUCUGCAAAAUAACGAUAAGGAGGCGGUGUCCCAAUAUCUUAGGCAACGGCAGUAUGUUUAUCCCGAUAUCGAGGGUCGUAUUAUUUUCAUAAAUUCGGCUGGUGGACUUAUGGGCUCAGUAGCCCUGAUCGUUAUUACUUCCCUCUUGAUGAAUAUAUUCAAUUAGAAUUAAAUCUUUACAACCUACCUUAGUUUACGCGUUUAUACUAUGAUUCCUUAACAGUAGUCCUUUGCAAUAAAAAUUUAAAUUUUUUGAUUAAA
Molecule: messenger RNA, 3867 nt
Organism: Drosophila eugracilis
Lineage: Eukaryota; Metazoa; Arthropoda; Insecta; Diptera; Drosophilidae
Product: trifunctional nucleotide phosphoesterase protein YfkN
Exons: 14
Coding region: 155-3772 (1205 amino acids)
Biological process (GO): AMP catabolic process
Cellular component (GO): plasma membrane
Molecular function (GO): nucleotide binding; 5'-nucleotidase activity; metal ion binding
Source: RefSeq, a predicted model, not a curated record